AUGAAAGAGCAAACCGCUGAGGAGCGAGAGAAAAUUGCCAAGUCGAAUGAAGAAUACUCCAUCCUUGAUGAAUUAUUUGCUACCGAAAAAGUUGCGCAGGUAGUGAUCUUAGGUGUUACAACACACCUCGCUGUCAUUAAGUAUAUGAAAGAUGAGAAAGACACGUUGUUAUUUCAGAGCGCUCUAACAACACUGGUUGCAUUUGUUGCGGGAUGUUUGGUAUCUUAUAGAACUCGAAUGGUGAAUAAUGGAUUAUGGGGUAGCGAUUUACGUAUAUUAUCCGAUUUUUUACCAAGUUUUAACGUAAUUUAUUUGCUUUUUCUUCCCUUCACGAUGUCUUUACUUUUUGGCCGGGAUUUGGCGUUAGUGAAUGGAGCACUUGCAUUCAAUUGCACCGAUGUUCCUUUUUACAUGAAGUUGCCACUACAGGCCAUCUUUGUGUUACUCAAUGACGAAUAUUAUUCGGACCGUGAAAGAAAUAUAAAGGCUGUGGUAUUGAAUGUUGUGUUAUGCUUCCUUCUGGAAAAAAUUGGGGAGUUGAAGAGCUUUGAUGUGGUUGACUGUAAUUUAUUCAGUAUCCUGCUCACGAACGUUCUAUACUUGGUAGAUUCCCCUUCUCUCCAUUUUCAAGUUUUGCAAAAAUCAAUGUAUGGCCUUAUCACCGCAAUGGCUGUCAAUUUUGUUGGAUCCUUGGUUCUUUCCAGGGCAAACAAACUGGUGAGAUCGUUCAUUCUUUUUUCCUCAUUUUCAGUCGUCUUUCCCUAUACCAUUAUUAAGACAUUAAGAAUAGAUGGACAAAACCCAGCUUUUUGGCUAUACGAAUACAUCACAUCUGAUUCCACUCGUAUGAAUAUUAUCUGUGGAUGGAUAGUGUGCUUACUAAUUCUUUUGCCCAAUGUGAUGAUUUUUCAGUCCAAUUUUUCACUUAAUACCUCCAGAAAAGUCUGGCAUUUCGUCAUUCUUGCUCUUUUAGUCAAGCCUUUACAAUGGGACGCUGAGUUUGUCAAAAUAUCGAUUGCAGGAACGAUUGUUCUAUUUUUGAUUGUGGAAUACCUUAGAUAUCUUAAGUUGGCACCAAUCGGUGAUUUCCUUGAUAAAAAGCUAAGGUCGUUUGCUGAUUUCCGCGAUGAGCGUGGACCGAUCAUCAUUUCUUAUGUCUAUUUGAUAAUCGGUGUUGCCACUCCAAUUUUGAUAAAUGGCUCUUUAGUUGGAGUGAUCUCCCUAGGUGUUGGUGACUCUCUCGCUUCUAUAGUUGGUCAUAGAUGGGGACGCAUAAGAUGGCCAGGAACGAACAAAACUUUGGAAGGAACGUUGGCAUUCAUUUUGGCUACAACAGGUUGUAGCUUAUACUUCAAACAGCGUUACGGGGAAUUUGAAGUUGAAGGCGUCACGGUGAGUAACGUCAUUUUGACCUGUGUCUUAUCCGGUAUUUUAGAGGGUAAUAGUGUCCUCAAUGAUAACAUCCUAAUUCCAGCUUUUAUGCUGAUAUUUAUUGAAAUUUGUAAAUCAUGA
This is a messenger RNA of Lachancea fermentati, 1512 nucleotides long. Lineage: Eukaryota; Fungi; Ascomycota; Saccharomycetes; Saccharomycetales; Saccharomycetaceae. The record is from the annotation of a GenBank genome assembly.